This is a messenger RNA of Calliphora vicina (urban bluebottle blowfly), 576 nucleotides long. RefSeq names its product homeobox protein MSX-2. Lineage: Eukaryota; Metazoa; Arthropoda; Insecta; Diptera; Calliphoridae. Bases 1 to 576 code for a protein of 191 amino acids. Gene Ontology annotation, biological process: regulation of transcription by RNA polymerase II; cell differentiation. The transcript has a single exon. Gene Ontology annotation, cellular component: nucleus. The record is from RefSeq and is a predicted model, not a curated record. Gene Ontology annotation, molecular function: DNA-binding transcription factor activity, RNA polymerase II-specific; RNA polymerase II cis-regulatory region sequence-specific DNA binding.
AUGAGUGAUUUUAGUAUUGAUUAUAUAUUAAAUCGAGCCGGUGAAAAAUAUGAAGGAACAAAUCGUUCGCUCGGCAUCAUUAAACGUAAUAAUAAAAUUCCACAAUUUCAUCCAUUUAUGAUGGUUAUAAAUGAUCAUGAAAAAAAAUUGGAAUUUUUACAACAAUUGCAACAACAUCACAAGCAGCAUCAACAAGAGCAACAUCAACAAUGUUUGGAGGAAAUGCCUGUGUUAGAUUGGUUACAGUACUCCCGCUAUCAUCCACCAAAAUUGCCCAGAUCUCUACGUCAAGGUCCUGCUAAACGUACUCCAGGACGUUUGCCGCGCAUACCCUUCACACCUGCCCAGUUACAAACUUUGGAGAAUGCCUACAAAAAUUCAAACUAUCUUAGUGCCGAAGAUGCCAAUAAACUGGCCGAAUCCUUGGACCUGACAAAUACUCGUGUUAAAAUCUGGUUUCAAAAUCGUCGUGCCCGUGAACGACGUGAAAAGCGUGAAAAAGAAGAAAGUUACGAUUCCACGCUGUCUUCUAAUGCUUCAAGUCCCGAACCAGAGGAUGUAAUAGACAUUGAAUAG